CUCUGCCAAGGAAGCCGGGCGGGCGCUGUGUGGUGUGUCUCCAGCUGCAAAGAGGAGAGGAUGGCAAAGGUGGCCAAGGACCUCAACCCUGGGAUUCAAAAGAUGUCCCUGGGCCAGCAGCAGUCUGCGAGAGGGGCACCAUGUCUGAAAUGCAAGGGGACAUGUUUGGGCUUCGAACCACACUCAUGGAGGAAAAUGUGCAGGUCCUGUAAGUGCAGCCAGGAAGAGCACUGCCUGACCUCUGACCUGGAAGAUGACUGCAAGAUUGGUGGCCUGCUAGCCGGCUCUAAGUAUGCCUCUCUCACAGCUCGGGUGAAGGGUGGGGACGGCAUCCGAAUCUACAAGAGGAACCGCAUGAUCAUGACCAACCCCAUCGCCACCGGGAAAGACCCCACAUUUGACACCAUCACCUAUGAAUGGGCCCCACCUGGGGUCACCCAGAAACUGGGCAUCCAGUACAUGGAGCUCAUCCCCAAGGAGAAGCAGCCAGUGACAGGCACCGAGGGAUCUUUCUACCGCCGCCGCCAGCUCAUGCACCAGCUCCCCAUCUAUGACCAGAACCCAUCGCGCUGCCUGGGGCUUGCGGAGAACGAGCUGAAGCUGAUGGAAGAAUUCAUUAAGCAGUAUAAGAGUGAGGCCCUCGGGGUGGGUGAAGUGGCCCUCCCCGGGCAAGGCGGCUUGCCCAAGGAGGAUGGGAAGACUCAGGGGAAACCUGAUGGCACAGAGACGGCAGCCCCCACUACCAACGGCAGCAUUGGGGACCCGGUCAAGGAAGUGGAAUAUGUGUGUGAGCUGUGCAAGGGAGCCGCUCCGGCCGACAGCCCAGUGGUCUACGCAGAUAGGGCAGGCUACAGCAAGCAGUGGCAUCCAGGUUGCUUCACGUGUGCUCAGUGUGCUGAGCCCCUAGUGGAUCUCAUCUACUUCUGGAAGGAUGGAGCGCCCUGGUGUGGCCGGCAUUACUGCCAGAGCCUGCGGCCACGCUGCUCUGGCUGUGAUGAGAUCAUCUUCUCCGAGGACUUCCAGCGCGUGGAGGGCCUGGCCUGGCACCGGAAGCACUUUGUGUGUGAGGCCUGUGAGCAGCCCCUCAGUGGCCGAGCCUACAUCGUCACCCAUGGUCACCUCCUGUGCCCGACCUGCAGCAAGUCCAACCGCUCCUGAGGGUGCCCAGGCCCAGCCUGUGUAGCCACAGCCAACAGCAUGAACUCCAGGAAGUCAGGCUCAGUCAGCCUGAGGCAAUCUCAGGACUCUGGCCAAGUGUCUACAUCCCAUCAAAGAG
Molecule: messenger RNA, 1276 nt
Organism: Suncus etruscus (white-toothed pygmy shrew)
Lineage: Eukaryota; Metazoa; Chordata; Mammalia; Eulipotyphla; Soricidae
Gene: LMCD1
Product: LIM and cysteine rich domains 1
Exons: 6
Coding region: 61-1158 (365 amino acids)
Molecular function (GO): zinc ion binding
Source: RefSeq, a predicted model, not a curated record